UUCUGUUACCUUCAGAUGAAGGUCCUAACCCUCCUGAACAAUUUACUGCUGUCAAGCUGUCAGACACAAGCUGCCUAUUUGCAGGAAAAGAUCAGUUGCAACAGAAUUGCUCUAAAAUCAGGCUAUGGCAAAUACCUUGGUAUCAAUUCGGAUGGGCUGGUUAUUGGACGUUCGGACGCAAUUGGUUCAAGGGAGCAGUGGGAACCGGUCUUUCAAGAGGCAAGUGACUUCGAACAGCAGUUGAUUCUAGCAGAUGAUGCAUUGGGGAAAAUUGCUCUGUUAGCAGCUAAUAGCUGCUUUAUCAGAUGUAAUGAGGAAGGUGAUAUAGAAGCCAAAAGUAAAACUGCAGGUGAUGAGGAAAUUAUUAAGAUCAGAACAUGUGCGGAAAGAGAGGCCAAGCAAAAAGAUGACAUUCCUGAAGAAGACAAAGGAAAUGUGAAGCAGUGUGAAAUCAACUAUGUAAAGAAAUUCCAGAGUUUUCAAGACCGCAAACUCAAAGUAAGCCAGGAAGACAGUAAAGCCCUCAAAAAAGCUAGGAAAGAAGGCACUUUUCAUGAGACUUUGUUGGACAGGAGAGCAAAAUUGAAAGCUGAUCGAUACUGCAAAAUAACCUAAAGAGUCACGGAUUCCCUUUGCUUCCUUUAUUAGUGGCCUGUGUGUGCAUGUGAAUAUUCUGAGUAAAAAACAUUUUGGUGGAGUAUAAUUAAAACUUAAGAUUUUUUUUCUUUCUGAAGUCAAGUGUUUUUUUUAAAUAAAAAAGUAAAAAUGCUAUCUACAAA
Sphaerodactylus townsendi is the source of this 779-nucleotide messenger RNA. RefSeq names its product protein FRG1-like. Gene Ontology annotation, molecular function: actin filament binding. The record is from RefSeq and is a predicted model, not a curated record. Lineage: Eukaryota; Metazoa; Chordata; Lepidosauria; Squamata; Sphaerodactylidae. The transcript is spliced from 7 exons. Gene Ontology annotation, cellular component: catalytic step 2 spliceosome; nucleolus; striated muscle dense body. Bases 16 to 615 code for a protein of 199 amino acids.